GUUUCCGGUACGGAUCGGGUAGCGACGGGUGUGUGACGGGUUUCAAUGUCACGUGGCCGCUCAGCUGCGCUGUCAUGUGAUAGAGAAUGCGUCUCCAUAGCUAGCGCUCAGGAUGGACUGCAGAGAGUCGGCGCUAUUAGUGUCCGUUCUCUUUCUGGCUUUGGAUUUGUGCUCUGCUCAGAAUUAUGUCCUGAGCGAUGACGGGGGGCUGGGAAGGGUCUUUGACGGAAUUGGAGGUUUAAGCGGCGGAGGGGCGACGUCUCGGUUACUGGUGAGUUAUGCCGAGCCGUACCGCAGCCAGAUACUAGACUUCCUGUUUAAGCCAAACUUUGGAGCUUCUUUGCACAUUCUGAAGGUGGAGAUCGGAGGAGAUGCUCAAACUACUGAUGGAACAGAGCCGUCUCACAUGCACUAUGAAAAUGAUGAGAACUACUACAGAGGCUACGAGUGGUGGCUUAUGAAAGAGGCCAAGAAGAGGAACCCAAAUAUCAUACUCAUAGGUUUGCCCUGGGCGUUUCCCGGUUGGGUGGGCCAUGGCAAGAACUGGCCCUAUGACUACCCGGAUGUCACUGCAACAUAUGUGGUGAACUGGAUCCUUGGUGCCAAGCAGUACCAUGACCUAGACAUUCAGUAUGUUGGGAUCUGGAAUGAGAAAAGCUUUGACAACAAGUACAUUAAGGUGCUCCGGAACAUGCUGGAUAAAGUUGGUCUACCUGGUGUUGGCAUCAUCGCAGCAGACGGCGAUUGGAGUGUCGCUAAUUCUAUGAUCCUUGACCCAUAUCUUAAAAAUUCUGUUGAUGUGAUUGGGGCUCACUAUCCAGGUACCACCACAAUAACAGAGGCCCUGAAGACACAGAAGAAGUUGUGGUCGUCAGAGGACUACAGCACCUUUAACAAUGAGGUGGGAGGAGGCUGUUGGGCUCGGAUCCUCAACCAGAACUAUGUCAAUGGACAAAUGACUGCCACCAUCUCCUGGAAUCUGGUGGCCAGUUAUUAUGAGGAUCUCCCAUUCGGCAGGGACGGGCUCAUGACAGCUGAGGAGCCCUGGAGUGGCAACUAUGUGGUCGAGUCUCCAAUUUGGAUCACGGCUCACACCACACAGUUUACCCAGCCAGGAUGGACCUACCUGCAGACUGUUGGACAUCUGGCACAAGGUGGAAGCUAUAUUGCCUUGACUGAUGGGAAGGGAAAUCUCACUGUUGUCAUAGAAACGAUGACUCACAAUCAUUCAGUGUGCAUAAGACCUCCACUACCUCCCUUUAAUGUAACAUCCCAAAAUGCAACUUUCCAGCUAAAGGGUCUUUUAUUAUUUAUUUCUUCUUAGGCAUCCAUUAAAGAGCUCCAAGUGUGGCGGUCACAGUUUGACUUUAAGACGAGCAAGGCUUCCUUUUUUGAGAAACUAAAACCACUGAAGCUUGUAGAUGGCUUGUUUACCCUGAAUCUGGCUGAAGACGAGGUUUACACACUGACCACUAUUAGUACAGGAAGCAAAGGCAGCUAUCCCGACCCACCUCCCUCAGCUCCCUUCCCUAAAGUGUACAAGGAUGACUUUGAUGUUCGAAGCCCACCUUUUUCAGAAGCUCCAUACUUUGCUGAUCAGACAGGAGUGUUUGAGUACUACAUUAACCUGACUGAUCCUGGACCUCACGUCUUCACCUUAAGACAGGUUCUGACAGAAAGGCCCAUCACAUGGGCAACGGAUGCUGAUCAAACCAUUAGUGUCAUCGGAGACUAUUACUGGCAGAACCUGACAGUGACAUGUGACGUCUUCAUGGAGAAGAUGAAUGCUGGUGGUGUGUUCAUAGCAGCCAGAGUGGAUAAAGGGGGACAGUCAAUCCGCAGUGCUAAAGGAGUCUUCUUCUGGGUGUUUGCUGAUGGCACCUACAAAGUUACCAAUGAUCUUGUUGGCGAGACUGUACUCGCAGAGGGACAGUCUGGUACUGAGGUAUAUGGCUGGUACACCUUGUCACUCACUGUAAAAGGACAGUAUGCAUCAGGGUCACUGAAUGGAUACCCUCUGUGGAAGAAUGCUGUGGUACUGACCCCAAAGGCUGGCUGGGCUGCCAUAGGAACACGCUCAUUUGAACUGGCCCAGUUUGAUAACUUUGCUUUGGUGGCAGAGUGAUUAAUUUACUUUAAAUCAUGAUUUACACUAUGCUAUGAAUGUUCUGAUUCAUUUAUGGACUUGAUUAGUACUUUACAGCCGAUAGCUUCAAGCAUGUUUGUAAAAUUUGGGGCGAUGUAUUGACAGAAAUGGGUUGUAAUAUUUAAUUAGCAUGUAACCACGCGUAAUUAUCAUUGUGGUUUCUGUUCAGGACUGAGUCUUGAUAUGACAGGAUCAUUCCAACAAAAACAAUGUCUUUCUACAGCUCACAGCCAACAAAACACUGGUUUAAGACCUUUCUUUGAAGAAAUGCCUUCAAAUAAGGACUUCAAGAUAAGGCUGGAAAUGUGUUGGGGGCAUAACUUGUAGUGAGUCGUCUGUUUGUAGCACAUUAGAAUCCAUCACACUUGUACAGCCUGGUGUUAGAAUCAAACGACCAUAUUAGUAUUUGGUGUUAGCCGUGUAGUUGGCUUGUCACUACCAUAGGAGCAUCCCUCAGUUUCUCAGUGGGCUCCACCCCUCACUUGUUGCAUCUGUUUUCAAAACAGCUAAGUUUCAACACCUCAAACUUCUUGGAAGUAAUUCUUAAUGUCUUGGCGGUUGCCUCCAUCUCCAUCUUUUUAUAUACAGUGUAUGUGGAGGAAAAAAACGUAUCAGAUGGCACUGAAUCCUGGAACUUUGUUUGAUGUGAUUGUAAAUGAUUUUUAGUGUGACUUUAUCUUGUCUUAACUGCUUUGAAUAAAUCAAAUAGAAAGCCAAA
Molecule: messenger RNA, 2864 nt
Organism: Oreochromis niloticus (Nile tilapia)
Lineage: Eukaryota; Metazoa; Chordata; Actinopteri; Cichliformes; Cichlidae
Product: galactocerebrosidase
Exons: 17
Biological process (GO): galactosylceramide catabolic process
Cellular component (GO): lysosome
Molecular function (GO): galactosylceramidase activity
Source: RefSeq, a predicted model, not a curated record